Messenger RNA from Nicrophorus vespilloides, 702 nucleotides. RefSeq names its product serine protease inhibitor dipetalogastin-like. Gene Ontology annotation, molecular function: protein binding. The transcript has a single exon. Bases 1 to 648 code for a protein of 215 amino acids. The record is from RefSeq and is a predicted model, not a curated record. Lineage: Eukaryota; Metazoa; Arthropoda; Insecta; Coleoptera; Silphidae.
AUGAAGUGUAUUUUAAUCGUUGUUUUGGCUGCGUCGAUCGGCGCUCAAGCUGUAGACGACCCAAUUUGUCCGUUAAGAUAUUCCCCGAUUUGCGCUUCAGAUGGAAUUACUUACGGCAACCAAUGCUCAUUCGACUAUGCUGUGCAAAAGGACAGCACUUUAACGAUUUUGUUCCGAGGAACGUGCGAAUACACCCAUUGGGAUGAGAUCGCCUGCAAUCUCACCGAAAACCGCGUCGAGGUUUGCGGCUCGGAUGGAGUUAGCUACAAAAACCAAUGCUUAUUCAACUUUGCCGUCAAAAGGAAUCCGAGUCUGAGGAAGAGACAUGAUGGUAAAUGCGAAGAUUCAGUCAAAUCCGCACGUAACGGCCCGAUGGUGUGCGGAACCGAUGGAAAACUGUACGAUCCGUCCAAUUUCCUUGCCCAGCAAUCCGUCAGACCACAGUUGGGAGAGUGGCCGAUGAAUUUCUGCGUUCGCAGACCAGGUGAACCCAUGGGACCGUCUCCACGCUACGAGACUCCAACUGUCUGCGGAUCUGAUCUGUUGGUCUACUUUGAACCGGAUUUUAUUGCACAGCAAGCGAUCAGGUCGAAUCUUCAUAGUUUACCUUUGAGCGAUUGCUACUUCAAACCGUUCUUCCAACAAUAAACUCCAUUCAGCAUUGAUUUUGCAACAGAAAUAAAAACUAGAUUGUACAAAACA